UGUUGUGUCGACAUCAUGCAAUCGCUGUUCAGUGAAAAUAAAAGGGAAACGCCAGAGGCAAUCAAAGCAGAAAUUCAAGGUGAAAUUCCAACAUGGCUGCAAGGGAUACUCAUUCGAAAUGGACCAGGCAUGCAUAAAAUUGGAGACACUGUCUACAACCAUUGGUUUGAUGGGUUAUCAUUGUUACAUAGUUUCACCUUUGAAAAUGGUGAUGUGUUCUACAGAAGCAAAUAUCUCAGAAGUGAUACUUACAAGCAUAAUAUCGAAGCCAAUAGGAUUGUCGUGUCGGAGUUCGGCACAAUGGCUUAUCCAGACCCAUGCAAGAAUAUUUUCUCUAAGGCAUUUUCCUAUCUUGCGCAUGCUAUUCCUGAUUUCACUGAUAAUUGUUUGAUUAACAUAAUCAAAUAUGGCGAGAAUUUCUAUGCUUCAUCAGAAGUCAGCUACAUCAGAAGAAUAGACCCAAGGUCACUUGACACAUUGGAAAAGGUUGACUUUGCAAAUUAUGUCCCUCUGAACCUGGCAACAUCUCAUCCACAUUAUGAUGGAAAUGGAAACACCUACAACAUUGGCACGUCCAUAGCAGAGAAAGGCAAAACAAAAUACCUGAUUGUGAAAGUACCAACUAUAAAGCCAGAUGACAAGAAUGCAUGCUUUAAAAACUGUGAAAUAUUCUGUUCCAUUCCUUGUCACUCACUUCUCAGCCCCAGUUACUACCACAGCUUUGGUAUUUCUGAAAACUACAUAAUCUUCUUAGAACAGCCAUUUAAACUGGAUAUACUCAAAAUGGCUACAGCCUACUUCAAAGGAGUGAACUGGGCCAGCUGCCUGGGUUGGCACCCAAAGGAGAAGACCUAUAUUCAUAUCAUAGACAGAAAAACACAGAAGGUUCUGCCCACGAAGUUCUGCACUGAUGCGUUGGUGGUCUAUCAUCAUGUCAAUGCGUAUGAAGAGAACAGCCAUUUGGUUUUUGACAUUAUUGCAUAUGAAGACAACAGUUUGUAUGAAAUGUUCUACUUAACAAACAUGAAGUUGGCUGAUAAUGAAUUUAAGAAAGGCAAAAAGUUCACUUUUCCACAGUGCAGAAGAUUUGUAAUUCCCUUGGACAUUGACAAGAACACUGAGAUCAGCACAAACAUUGUCAGAAUUGAUGGCACGAGAGCACGGGCAGUGAAGGAGCAAGAUGGAUAUGUGUACUGCACACCUGAAGUGUUAUUUGAAGGAAUAGAGCUUCCUCGAAUAAAUUACGAUUACAAUGGCAAGAAGUACAGGUACAUUUAUGCAUCCAAAGUUCAGUGGCAGCCAAUUCCAACAAAGAUAAUUAAAUGUGACAUCCAGAACAGAAGUCUCCUGGAGUGGGAGGAAGAACUUUGCUGGCCUGCAGAGCCAGUGUUUGUCAAAGCUCCAGAUGCCAAAGAGGAAGACGAUGGUGUCCUAUUAUCUUCUGUUGUGACCUCUGAUGCCAAGAAAUCUUCAUUUUUACUUGUGCUUGAUGCAAAAACUUUCAAAGAACUGGGCCGUGCUUCAGUUAGCGCUGAUCUACAUCUGGAUCUUCAUGGCAUGUUUAUUCCUGAAAAGGAGCUAAGUACAAAAAUUUAAAGACAUUGUUUGUGAAGGAGAACAGCAGAUGCCUGCUACAUUGAACUAUAUAUUGAACUCUCACUGCCUUUUGACUAAAACAUCAGCAGUUGGACAGGAAAUAAAGCACAGAAAGCUCUCGCAUCUUGCUUUGGCUAAUGUCCUGUGAAUAAAUAGAAAUGAAUUGAAACUCAGAUUCAAUCCUAUGCAGUGAAGCAGUCAUGAGAAAUGUUUUAGUUAAUCCAUCCUCAAUCAAGUCAUUUUGUGGCCAAAAUACAAUGAAUGCGCAACUAGGUAGGAGACCAAAAUCAACAUUAAGCAUGAACACACAGAAUAGAUUCACAGUUGACUGGAAGUGAAAUACUAUAUUUAAAAUUCAUUGAUGCUUGCUAAGAAUGACAAUUAAAGGUUACAGAUGUCAAAGUGACGCACUAUUUUGCAGGUGGAAUUUAUUGCUAGAAGAUAUAGUAUAGAAGUCUAUUAUAAAAUAAUUUAGUUAAGACUUGUGUGAUUUUGUUGGACUAAAUGGACUGACCAGUGACAUCUUCAACUCUUAGCAACAGAAAAAUGUCAUUUUUUGAAAUUAUAUUCUUCUGUGAAUAUAAUCAAUGCUUUCAAAAUCAUUGGAAUUUUACAUGACUGUAAAAUUCCAAUUACUUAAACAACCUGUGCAAGUUUAAACUGGAAGGGGAGGCUGCAACAGUUUGGGGAUUAUAAUCAUUUAAAGGAAGAUAAAAGGUACAAAAAAAUAGUAUCACAGGAUAACAUACAGAAAUAAAAAAGAUUUAAGUCAUGAAAUAACAUGGAAACGAACAGAUGGAAUGCCAAGUAGACAAGCAAAGAAAGUAGGGGAAUGAGAUAUUAAUUAGUGUAAUUCAGUUGCCAAAUGAGGUUCAUCAUGAUUUAUAACAGAGCUGCUCAAUGCAUUCAUUUCUGUUUUUACAGAAGAUUGUAGAGAACCUCAGCAAGGGUGGGUCUUGAGAAACAAAUAUGGUUCAAAGUCAUAGCAUUUGCAAAAGCCACCCCAUGAAGUACAAUGUAUGGUGUGUGUUGUUGAAAUCGCAUUUAGAAUGAUAAAGCAAAGAUACAGAUGCUCUGGAUUAAUUCAUUGUCCUGAUGUCGCUGAAAUGUGCAAAGUGUCUGUGAUACACCUGGUUUCGCAUCAGGGCAGUGUAGAGGACUCUGCUGCUUCAGUCUGAUGGAAGAUUUUUGUGUGCAACAUAAACAAGGGAGAGAAACUUAAGUAAUCUCCUUGCAAUGUCUCGUUGCUGUCUUAGCCAUGUAACUCAACCAGUUCAUGUACAUAACAGCAGACCAGAUUUUAUCAAAGUAACUGACAUAAUGUUUGUUAUAAUUGAACAAACCUGUAACAUUUAGUUAAAUGAAUUAAUAAGUCUAUUUGCAAUCAUAGUGUCUAGUUAAUGAAGCCAGAAAUCACUUGCCACGUUUCAUUUUCUAUAAAGAAUCUGUAUAUUUUGAAAUUUUAUAAAUUUUAAAG
This is a messenger RNA of Pristis pectinata (smalltooth sawfish), 3073 nucleotides long. RefSeq names its product beta,beta-carotene 15,15'-dioxygenase-like. Gene Ontology annotation, molecular function: beta-carotene 15,15'-dioxygenase activity; carotenoid dioxygenase activity. The record is from RefSeq and is a predicted model, not a curated record. Gene Ontology annotation, biological process: retinal metabolic process; carotene catabolic process. The coding region runs from base 16 to 1596 and encodes 526 amino acids. NCBI's taxonomy places the organism in Eukaryota, Metazoa, Chordata, Chondrichthyes, Rhinopristiformes, Pristidae. The transcript is spliced from 11 exons.